Molecule: messenger RNA, 1235 nt
Organism: Aspergillus heteromorphus CBS 117.55
Lineage: Eukaryota; Fungi; Ascomycota; Eurotiomycetes; Eurotiales; Aspergillaceae
Product: S-formylglutathione hydrolase
Exons: 4
Coding region: 64-933 (289 amino acids)
Biological process (GO): formaldehyde catabolic process
Cellular component (GO): cytosol
Molecular function (GO): S-formylglutathione hydrolase activity
Source: RefSeq, a predicted model, not a curated record
CCUCUCCCUUCUCCCUUGGUCUUCUUCCCCAACCAAACCCACAUCAGACUGAAAAAACCCAUAAUGUCUCUCACCACCAAAGCAACCAUCGCCUCCUUCGGCGGCAAGCUCCUGAAGCUCUCCCACCCCGCCACCUCCACCAAAUGCGAAAUGGCCUUCAACCUGUACCUGCCCCCGGCAGCCCUGCAGUCUUCCGCGUCAUCCACCAAGACCCCCGUCCUGAUUUACCUCUCCGGACUGACCUGCACCGCCGAUAACUGCUCCGAAAAGGGCUUCUUCCAGCAUGCGGCGAGUAAAAAGGGUAUUGCGGUGCUGUAUCCGGAUACGAGUCCGCGCGGAUUGAACGUCGCCGGCGAAAACGACAGCUGGGACUUCGGCACGGGCGCGGGCUUCUACGUCGACGCGACCAAGGCGCCCUACAACGAUGGCUAUAACAUGUACACAUACGUCACGGAGGAACUGCCUCUCGCUGUGUUCGGGGCGUUUCCGCAGCUGGAUAGCUCGAGGGUGAGCAUUACGGGUCAUAGUAUGGGGGGACAUGGGGCUUUGUCUUUGUUCCUGCGCAACCCCGGAAAAUACAAGUCCGUCUCUGCUUUCGCGCCCAUCUCCAACCCCAUCAACUGUCCGUGGGGCCAGAAGGCGUUCUCGGGGUACUUUGGCGAGGACGCGCUGGAGAAGUGGAAGGAGCAUGAUGCGACGGAGCUGGUCAAGGGGUGGAAGGGGAGGUUGGAUGUUUUGAUUGAUGUGGGCACCGGCGACAACUUCUACAAGCAAGGCCAGCUUCUGCCCGAGAACUUCGAGAAGGCGGCCAAGGAGGCGGGCGUCGAGGGCGUGAACAUCCGGUACCAGCCUGAUUACGACCAUAGUUAUUUCACGAUGGCGACAUUUGCGGAUGAUCAUGUGGAACAUGCGGCGAGGUUCUUGUUUGCUUAGUGGGUUUCUCUCUCUCUCUCUAUCUCUCUCCAUAUCUAUCCCUUUGCUUGAAUUGAACGUAUGUAGGAGGAUGGACUAGAAAGGUGUAUUAAAUUCAUGCAUGUGGACUGGACGGUUCUGAUAGUGUCAAGCGAUCGACAGGUGAGAGCGGUGAUUUAGUUUAGUUUAGAUGAUUGGACUGGACUGGACUGGAUUGAAGUGAUGUGGUUCAUAAUUAGAGUAUAUAAAAGAUCAAUCGACAACCGCUCAAACGCUUUGCAUGCAGAUUACCGCCAUGUCAAUGAAGCCAACUCAGAGCGCCC